AAAUUUUACUUACCACUGCUUGAUCCAUUAGAUUGCAAGAAGAAAAAUGUGUUAAAGUGCUUCAAAGGAAAGAAUAGAGGAGAGGGAGCAAGAACAACUCGCGAGACAAGAGGGAAAUGAAAAUGGAAGGAGAAAGACCAAAAUGAAAGUAGAAGGGCAGGUCGGCAGGGCAUAGGCAAAUUUACCGACGAAACCCAUGUUGCUACAGUCUAAAGCUGAUCACCUCUGCAUUGCAUCAGGAUUCUCGUUGACCGGACCCAUCACCGACGAGCAUCAAGUUGGCAAUGUACCAAUUACUGACCUGCAUCUCAUCGGUAUUGAAAUAAAAGCUGCAACGCCACCGGCCAGCAACCGGAUUCGCAAGGAGUUGCUGAAUGCCAAAUUACCGACAAGGCCUAUGUCGGCAUAUUUCAGCAAAAAGCUGCAUUGCCUACCGCAGGCGGCCAGCUGGUUGGCGGGGGGGUGCAUUGGGAGUGGAAAUUACCGAGAAGGCGUACGUUGGAAAUUGAUCCUAAUUACCGACGAGACUGUCGUUUCAAAUUUGAAUUUACAAGCGUUCUCCUCGUCGGUGAUAUGGGUUUCCGUCCUUCUCCCACCAGCCGGAGUACAUGCUGCAAUUACCGACGAGUGGCACGUAUGCAGCGAGUUUAGUGUGAUGAAUGCCGCCGCACAAUGUGAGAAGAAAUUGCAAGGGGGCGGGUGCCAGAAGGAUGAAUGCAACAACGGAUGCAAAAAGGCAUAUGGACCAAAGGCAUAUGGAUACUGUUUCUUCUACCAAAAGCCUGAUGACACUUGUGUCUGCCGCUUCCCUUGCUGAUUUCUUCUUUCUGAGUUUUGUAGCUCAAGGUUAAUUAACCAAUUAACCUCAU
Molecule: messenger RNA, 869 nt
Organism: Rubroshorea leprosula
Lineage: Eukaryota; Viridiplantae; Streptophyta; Magnoliopsida; Malvales; Dipterocarpaceae
Source: the annotation of a GenBank genome assembly